GUCCAAUCCCCUUCUCUGAUCCCGCAGAUCUCCCGUGGACCCUUUAAAAGCCGCUGCGCCCCACUCAUCAAUGCUCACUCACUCCAGUCUGCGAGCACUUCCACACCUACAAGAACCUCCUGACUUCAACUUGGUGGCACAGUCUUUCAGAUGGCUCUCCAAAGCUCUAUUCUACACUUGGCCCGCACGAAUCUGCUCCAGGAGUCAUGCAAGCAGCUUCUCAUCCAAGCCCGCGGGCUGCACAAGUCCACGGCGAGCGGCUCUCUGGAGAUCGCGGCGCACAGUCAGGCGGAACUGAAGGAAGAGAACGAGGUGAGUCCGGCCGUGGAGGGGCUGAAGGAGACCACAGUGAAGACCCUCCAGGAGAUGCCCGGACCCAGCACUUUCUCGAACCUCGUUGAGUUCUUCUACCGGGAUGGAUUCAGCCGCAUCCAUGAGAUCCAGACGGAGCAUGCGCAGAAGUAUGGGAAGAUCUUUAAAUCUCGAUUCGGACCUCAGCUGGUGGUGUCCAUCGCUGACAGAGACUUGGUGGCACAUGUUCUCAGGUCUGAAGGUGCGACUCCUCAGAGAGGAAACAUGGAGUCCUGGAAGGAGUACAGAGAUAUGAGGGGAAGAUCCACUGGACUCAUCUCAGCCGAGGGGGAUGAGUGGCUGAAGAUGCGCAGUGUUCUGCGACAGCUGAUUAUGCGGCCCAAAGAUGUGUCUGUUUUCGCCCCUGAUGUUAAUGAUGUGGUGGUCGACCUGGUGAAGAGAGUCAAGACACUGCGCAGCCAGCAGGACGAUGGCCAGACUGUCCUUAACAUCAAUGACUUGUUCUUCAACUAUGCCAUGGAAGGUGUUGCAACCAUUUUGUAUGAGACUCGCCUGGGCUGCUUGGAAAAUGAAAUUCCCAAGAUGAGUCAAGAGUACAUUGCUGCGCUGCACCUCAUGUUCAGCUCUUUCAAGACAACCAUGUAUGCCGGUGCAAUUCCUAAAUGGCUGCGUUCCAUAAUUCCCAAACCCUGGGAGGAAUUCUGCAGCUCAUGGGACGGACUCUUUAAAUUCAGCCAGAUCCACGUGGACAAGAGGCUUUCAGAGAUCAAAACGAAGAUGAAUAAAGGCGAAGAGAUUAAAGGAGGGUUGCUGACUCACAUGCUGGUCACCAGAGAGAUGAAUCUAGAGGAGAUCUACGCAAACAUGACUGAAAUGCUUCUGGCUGGAGUGGACACGACCUCUUUCACACUGUCAUGGAGCACAUACCUUCUGGCAAGACAUCCCACAAUACAGCAGGAGAUUUUUGAGGAAGUGGACAGAGUGCUGGGUGGGCGCGUCCCAACUGGAGAGGAUGUUGCGUAUCUGCCCCUUAUUAGAGGGCUUGUCAAAGAGACACUCAGGCUUUUCCCUGUUCUCCCUGGAAACGGACGCGUUACACAGGAUGAUCUGAUCAUCGGAGGUUAUUUCAUCCCUAAAGGGACUCAGCUGGCUCUGUGUCAUUACUCCACCUCAGUGGAUGAGGAGAACUUUCCCCGUCCCGGAGAAUUCCGUCCAGAUCGCUGGAUCCGCAAGGAUGCCUCUGACCGCGUCGACAACUUCGGCUCCAUCCCGUUUGGCUACGGCAUCCGCAGCUGCAUCGGGAGGAGAAUAGCUGAGCUCGAGAUGCACCUGGCUCUCACACAGCUCCUGCAGAAGUUCCACAUUGAGGUGUGUUCCCAGACCACUGAUGUGCAUGCUAAGACUCAUGGCCUGCUCUGUCCAGGAGCACCCAUCAACCUUAGAUUUGUGGACCGAAAGUAAUCUGUCAUUACACUAUGUAUUCAUGUAAACCAUAAUCCACACUGUGUUUCUUGAAGUCUAAAGAUGCCAUUGUGUAUAACAGUGCCUCUUCUAGCUUUUAUCUAACAAACAAUAUUUUUUUUUUAUUUGUGUAGAGUACCUCUAAGAACAUUUUUAUUAGAUAAUUGUUAGUUUUCUUGUUUGAAUAUUUAUAGCCAAUCAGCUGACCAAAUAUUUUUUAAAUGUUUAAACAGACACUAUUUUAUGGAGUCGGAUCAAUACGAAUUACUUGGAGAAUUGUGUUGACAAAUUCUCAUUUUCUUCACAUGCAUUUACAUCAUACUAGCAGUGUAACUUUUUCUCAUAGUUUUUUUUGGUUUCACUCCGCCUUAAAAUCAUUGUGAAAUAUGGUCAAAAAGACCUUGUAUAUAGUUGUUUUACUAUUAAGUUAGCUUUAGUGCUAAGCUCAUUAUUUAUUUAACAUUGUACGCUUAUAUACAGUCAAAGACUUCUAGCUUACAAACAGGAAAUUCCUAAAGCAAACAUGAGUGAGUAAAUCCUAUUACAACUACAAAGCUACUUUAGAAGAUCAUGCUAAUAUCCUGUCCUGUGGACACUAAUAUUAAAUAUCGUUUAAAGAAAACACAUCUAAUCACAACAAUGCCCAUCUUUAUUUGAAUGUGGCUAUCUCAUUUGAUAUUCAAGAGUGAUGAUUUUGUGUUGGUUCCACUAAAACUCUGUAAUUGAAAAGAUUUUAAUGCCAAAUGCAAAAUGUUGUGCACUAGCCUUAUAGGCAACGAAUGGAUAAUGGGACAUGCUAAAAAAUGAACUGCUUUUGGAUAACAUGAAUGUUGGUUUUGAUGGUUGUGAAGUAUUACAUUGUGUGAUAUUUGGAAGUUUUUGAUAUGUGGAAACAGGCUUUUGAAUAAGUUACUGAACUUUGUAUGAAUAAAUUACACUUCACUAA
Rhinichthys klamathensis goyatoka is the source of this 2719-nucleotide messenger RNA. It is a transcript of the gene cyp27c1, whose product is annotated as cytochrome P450 27C1. The record is from RefSeq and is a predicted model, not a curated record. The coding region runs from base 151 to 1773 and encodes 540 amino acids. Gene Ontology annotation, molecular function: oxidoreductase activity, acting on paired donors, with incorporation or reduction of molecular oxygen; iron ion binding; monooxygenase activity. Gene Ontology annotation, biological process: cholesterol metabolic process; glucocorticoid biosynthetic process; cortisol metabolic process. Lineage: Eukaryota; Metazoa; Chordata; Actinopteri; Cypriniformes; Leuciscidae. The transcript has 9 exons. Gene Ontology annotation, cellular component: mitochondrial inner membrane.